Messenger RNA from Asparagus officinalis (garden asparagus), 3353 nucleotides. RefSeq lists its product as uncharacterized. Bases 100 to 2925 code for a protein of 941 amino acids. The record is from RefSeq and is a predicted model, not a curated record. Lineage: Eukaryota; Viridiplantae; Streptophyta; Magnoliopsida; Asparagales; Asparagaceae. The transcript is spliced from 15 exons. Gene Ontology annotation, biological process: transcription by RNA polymerase III. Gene Ontology annotation, cellular component: transcription factor TFIIIC complex. Gene Ontology annotation, molecular function: DNA binding; protein binding.
UGAGCAUCGUAUUCGAUUCUUUUUCCCUCAAAUUUUGAUUUCUAGGUUAAACCCCCCUUAUGGCCUAGAAAUUCGAUUUCUAGGGUUUAGGGUUUCCAGAUGGAUAGGGGCGAUGGGGAUCAGCACGAAAACAAGGGCGUCUUGGUCUCCAAAUUCGAUCCGUUGGUGGAAAAUUUCUUAGCUUCCAUGGAUUCAAUUAGAGAGCUCUGUGGAUUGCCUGACGAAGAGAGCUUUGAUGCCAGCGAGAUCGAGCGGUUCUCCUCAAUGAUCACCUUCUUGGAAGAAUGGGAGUAUUUUGCUUAUGAGCCGAAAACCAUCAGUUUUGCUUGUGAAAUUGGAGGUGGACAGUUUGAGGAGGAUAUUGGUGAGAUAACCUUGCCCCCGUUCUCAUCUGCAGCUGUUCCUAAGUUAGAGAAUCCACCCGGCGAAGCAAUGUCUUUGGAUAGUGAUUUUGUGUUGCACGCGGGGGGACUUGUUUGGGCUAUGGAUUGGUGUCCCAGGAACCAGGAGAAUUCUGGCAAUAAUCUUAAAUGUGAGUAUCUCGCUGUCACUGCCCACCCUCCUGCUCACACUGCUGGUUCUAUUUAUCACAAGAUUGGUGUCCCAUUGACUGGAAGAGGUAUCAUUCAAAUAUGGUGUCUUGUAAGUUUGGAAGAAAAUGCUGAAAUUUUGCAAGGGCCUCGAGAGAAACGAGGCAGAGGGAGACCUAAAGGUUCUUACGAAAACGGACCAUCAAAAGGAAAUGAGGAAUUGACCGUUCAAAGACCCAGAGAUAGGCCUGAAGAGAAAGUUGAAGGAAGAGGUAGAGGGAGACCUAAAGGUACUUGCAAAAACAGACCAUUAAAAGGAAAGGAGGAAUUGACCAUUCGGAGACCCAGAGGUAGGCCUAAAGGGUCUGGUAAGCGGUCUGGUAACAAGCAAUCACAUGCCGGUGAGAUCAACUUGAAUCAAGAAAUGGAUUUAGCCUCAUCUGGUGAUAAACUGGUGCCAAGAAUGAGCAAUUCGGGAGGAGCAAGUGCAUUGGAAACAUUAGUUCCGAAACGUAGGGGAAGACCUAGGAAGAAACUUGUCACAAGUCCAAGCGAGGAUGCUCCAGUGAGUAAAGAUAUUGUGGCGCUACCUGUUUCAGCUGAUUUGAAUGAAAAUAUUGAAACAUCUAUGCUCAAUUCUAGAGGGAGACUUGGAAAGAAACCAAUUUCAAGUGCAGAUGAAGGUGCCCAAGCCUUUGCUGUUGACCCUGGGAGAGAUGUAUCUGCUCCUUCCACUUCAAGUGGACUUGGGACUUACAGUGGAGGUAGAGAAGACUGUGAACACACUGUUCCAAUGGCAAAUGGACCUGAUGAUGGGGUCUUAAAGAAAAUGUGUAAGGGCCUCAACAGUUGUCCCGUGGCAAUAACAGAUGAUACUACUACACAGAGAAAGAAAAGAAGAGUAAAAGACAAGGAAUGUUUUGUCUCUCAUCUGAACAUUGAUCAGCAUUUAUCAGGUGAUGAACACAAGGAGUUUGCAGUGGUAGUGGCGCCAACAAAUGACGAGUUGAUCCUAAGCAAAGAAAUGACUGAGAGAUUCCAUAUUCCAAAUCAUACUGCUUUGCCCAAAGUUGUGUUUUGUCUUGCUCACAUGGGAGAAGUUGCAUGGGAUGUGAAAUGGAGACCUGUCAGCAGUAGUGAUCCGGUAGACAGGCACCGUCUUGGUUAUCUUGCUGUUUUGUUGGGAGAUGGUUCUCUGGAAGUGUGGGAAGUUCCUGAUCCUAGCAUGGUGAGGAUAUUUCAUAGUUCCAGUCACUCCAGUGGUACUGAUCCUCGGUUUUUGCAAGUGAAACCUAUAUUUAGAUGUUCAAAAGUGCUAUUUGGAGACAGGCAAAGUAUUCCUCUGACAUUGGAAUGGUCACCAUCAGCUCCUCAUGAUUUAAUUUUAGCUGGAUGCCAUGAUGGAACGGUUGCCUUAUGGAAAUUCUCUAAGCAACACUCAUCACAAGAUAUGAAGCCCUUGCUUUGCUUCAUUGCGGACUCUGUACCUAUUAGAUCUGUUUCUUGGGCUCCAGAUGAAAGCGACGCAGAGAGUGCAAAUUUAAUGGUGACUGCUGGACAUGAAGGUCUAAAGUUUUGGGACAUACGGGAUCCAUAUCGGCCUUUGUGGGAGUUUUAUCCUGUGCAAAGAUUUAUACUCAGUCUGGAGUGGUUAAAGGAUCCUAGAUGUCUCGUCAUGUCACUUGAUGAUGGAACUUUGAGGAUGCUUAGCUUGUGGAAAGUGGUAAAUGAUGUUCUGGUUACUGGAGAAGCCUCUAGCACAGUGAAACAGUCUGGACACCAUACCUACAAUUGUUCACAUUUUGCAAUUUGGAGUUGCCAAGUGUCACGAGCAACUGGUCUUGCUGCUUAUUGUACUGCAGAUGGCGCUGCCCGGUUCUUUAAGCUAACCGUGAAUGCUGUUGAAAAAGACUCAAGUCGGUACCGUCAGCCCCAUUUCCUUUGUGGUUCACUCGCCAGCGAUGGUAGAAUUUUGAAGAUCAAAUCCCAACUGUCUAAAGAUCCCUUGCCAAACAUGCCAUUGAAGAAAGUGCCAACUGGGAUGGGAGAUGUCGCCCUUUUCAGUUUUCUCUCUGAUCCGAAUCAAGCGAGAGGAGGAGAUAAUCAAACUCCUCCAAACGCGAACUCCAAAUCGAAACCCAGACACAACAAAAAUAGAUCUGGGAGCAAGGAAGCGGAUCCUGGCCAGGUACCGUGCCAAGAGUUAAUAACAGUGGAGACCACUGAGAAAACAGAAGAAGGAUCAGCACAAAAGAAUGAAGGAUUACCUCCCAAAGAUGUGGCACUACACAAAGUAAGAUGGAAUAUGAAUAAAGGAAGCGAGAGAUGGUUGUGUUAUGGUGGAGCUGCUGGAAUAAUUAGAUGCCAAAAAAUCUCAUUGGAUAUACCACAAUGAAGACAGAAUCAGAAGCGUAUACUACUAACAAUAGUGGGAGCCCCCACGAUAAGUUUUUUCGUGUUAAUAGAAGGUAAUCUGUAUCGUGAUUGGUCGCAUGUCAGUCUUGUUUAAGGAGAAUUGGCAAAAUGUAUUUAUAUGGUGCGGGGACGUUGCAAGUUCGAGCUCCAGAAAGAAGCAACAGGACGAACAAGUAGUCCUGUUAAAAGAGAAUUGAGUAUUAGUUAGUUAACAGCGGGCAGCGAGAAGCGCUUUGAAUAAUUAUUGGUGAUUAUUGUAGCAUUGUCAUGUUUAUUUUAAUCAGCUAUUAAUAAAUGGCCACUGAUGUUAGACGUACGAGACCUUGACGUAUGUAUGUUUAAACGUUGGACAUGAUAAAUGUAUAAACAUAGCUAAUCGUUUAUGAAUGCAUAGAUUUAUUCUUUGUA